Messenger RNA from Carlito syrichta (Philippine tarsier), 3871 nucleotides. It is a transcript of the gene RADX, whose product is annotated as chromosome unknown CXorf57 homolog. The transcript is spliced from 14 exons. Gene Ontology annotation, biological process: regulation of DNA repair. Gene Ontology annotation, molecular function: single-stranded DNA binding. Gene Ontology annotation, cellular component: replication fork. The record is from RefSeq and is a predicted model, not a curated record. Bases 142 to 2709 code for a protein of 855 amino acids. Lineage: Eukaryota; Metazoa; Chordata; Mammalia; Primates; Tarsiidae.
UCUUUGGAGCUUCGCUGUGGGGCGGAGUCUUGCCAGACCGCAGAGUAGCGGUUGUCGCUAAAGCGCGCGGUUUUACUUCUCUCAGCUUUGGACGGGGCAAACUAGCUUUUCGGAGCGAAGAGGGUACACGAUUAUUCAACAAUGUCUGGUGAGUCAGACCAGCCUCAGGCUGGUCCCUCACAUGCUGGACUAGAUUGGCCAAAUCUUGAGAGAGAUCGGGCUGGGGUCCCGGGAGGGGUGAUUCGAAGGGCUGGUGCCCAAGAGCCCAGGUCCUGGAUCCAAAAGGUUCUUGAGCAAAUAACGGACUCACCUCGCCAGUGGGUCACCCCCUCGGAGGUAGUGCCCGUCACUGUGCUGGCCGUCCAAAGGUACCUGUUAGAAGAUGAACCACGCGACACGGUGCCCAAGCCUCCCCUUUACUGCUAUGAUGUGACGAUCUCAGACGGGGUGUACCAGGAGAAGUGCUACUUGGCCCCCAGCUUGAAUUCUCUGGUACAUCAAAAUAUUCUUAAAGUUGGCAUAGAAAUGAAAAUUUCCAGAGUCUCGUGUCUUUACAAUGAGAGAAGGCUAGGCCAGGGGAUCCUAUGCAUAGAUAACGUCCACUGUGGGGAGACCUUGGAUACAAUCUCUUUAGAAACUCCCUUCAGGAAUAGAGCGCAUGAAGAAAAACCAGAGAGGCCUUUAAGGGGCGGGAAAAGUCAUUACCUGGCGCUUUGGAAUAACGAAGAUCCGUAUGGAGAUAUCUGGCUAACAGACAAGCAACCCGAGGAACACGAUUUUAACGAUACCAAAAUAAUUUCCCUUUCUCACCUUGCAAUGACCUGGGCUAACAGAAGAAAUUUUCCUGCAUUACUUGUGAGGAUCUUGCAUAAAUCAAAACUGCGAUACUAUGGGAAACCUAAUAAAAAGAUGAUUGAACCAUACCAGACCUUUUUGGAAGUUGCUGACAGUUCAGGCACCGUGUCAGUGAUUAUGUGGAACGCCCUGUGUCCUGAGUGGUAUAAAAGUUUGCGGGUUGGUUUAGUCCUUCUGCUUCAAGAUUAUUCUGUUAAAAAGAGUUAUCCAUUCAGAAUUCAGCCUCUUCCUGUGGAUUCACAGAUCAGACCAAUUUCUACAAUGGAAAUCUGCCUGAAUCUUCGAGAUCCUCCAACAAAUAUAAUUAUCAUUCCAGAAAAGCAGGUGAAACCAGAAUGGGGAUUGCCAAAAUUAAAUCACCGAUUUGCCACAAGAUCAGAACUGGAUGAUAUGCCAGAAAAUCAUAUCUGUGAUGUUAUUGGCAUCUUAGUUUUUGUAGGAAGGGUUCAGCGGUCAAAAAAGAAAGAAAGCCGUGAGGAUUUUUGGUCAUAUCGCUGGAUACACAUUGCUGAUGGGACUUCAGAGCAACCAUUUAUAGUGGAACUGUUUUCUACAUCCCAGCCAGAAAUCUUUGAAAAUAUUUACCCAAUGACAUAUUUUGUAUGUACACAGUUGAAAGUUGUCAGAAAUGACACUCAAGUACCUAAACUGCUUUAUCUCACCACUACAAAUGAGAGUCGAGUGUUUAUUACUGGUCACAGAGGCCAGCCGUAUACCUACGAUACCAAGGUAAAAAACUUUAUUCAGUGGAUUAAAACAAAGACCGAUUCUGGGGAAGUGAAGAAUACCGUUAUUGGUGGAUAUUACCCCUAUCCACCAGUGCCAGAGACAUUUUCCAAGUAUAGUAGUUCUGUUAAAGUUGAGUCGCUCUUGACAGCUAUAAGUGAAGUGAGGAAGGAGAUUGAAGACUUGCAGUAUAGGGAACAAAAGCGCAUUGCAAUUCAGGGGAUAAUUACUGUUAUAAAGUAUAUCCCCCAUAGUGGUGCAACUGAAAGUGCCUCAGCAUCAGAAACACUUCGGAAUGCUAACCGACCCUCAACAUCUCAAGCAGCUAGAGGAGAAAGUCAAAGUCAGGAAAGAAAUGUUAAACGGCAUCAAGACAAUGGGCCAAUGAGUUCUCAAUGUAUGCAAACUGCAUCUACAAGUUUGAGUCUGAGCAAUAAAGUAAGAAUUCUUCAAGGUCCAUGUUCUAAACCGGUUGCUGUACCUCAGCCAGGAGCUUCUGCACAAACAAAAGAAAAUAAAACCAGCACGCCAAGCAUCUUUCAACGUCGAGAAAGUACAAGCACUGGUUUGCCAGGGAAAGCCAGGAAAACUAUAAGUGAUAAAUGGGAGAGUCAGUUGUGGAGAGAGAAAAAGUUUGGCUUAAUAGAUCACCUGCAUUACAGCCAUGUUUAUCCUGAAAGCAUUCCACGAAAAUUUCUUUUUGAACACAGAAAGUUUCUUACUGAGCAGUACAAUUCUCAGCCAGCAAAAUACAUACCACCAGAAAGAAAUCCUCCAAAACUUAAUGAUUUUAAAAGUGCCCGAAGCCUUGGCCAUUUUGAAGUAACCAUCCUAGGUCUGAACCAUGAGAUAGCAAUUGAUGUUGCAUUCCUACCCAUGUAUUGUCCAGAAGAUCUCCGAACAUCUCAAAUAGAUACAUUGUUAACCUGUAUGAAUUACAGCUGUGUAUAUCCACAGGAAAUACCUGGCACAGACAGAUUGUCAGGUCCAAGAGGACUUGCAGGUGAUAUUAUAAAAGCAGCAACUGAGCUGGAUAGAGUACACAUCAUCGGUAUCUUGGAUAUCUGUAAUUUGGGUAACAAUAAAAAGGAAGUCUAUUUGCACAAAAUUUAUAGUCCUAAAAAUUAGCAAAUUAAAUUAUUACAACUUAUAAGGAGGUUACUGCUUUAAAGAUAUUCUAUCAUUUUGUUGGUUAUUUCAGUAAUUGAUUUCAGCAAGAAUAUUACAUAAACUCUAAAGUUACUAAGUGGUCUUAUGUUUGUCCUGUAUUUGUAAAUAAUACUUUAUUUGGAUUCAUUAUUUUAAAAAGGUCAUCAAAAUGAUUUUUGUGUACCAGGAAGUUUACUUGUAUGUGAUUAUUAUCUUGACUUGUAAUAAUUUGUGUUCACUGUUCCAUUUGUGAAGUGUACUUUUAUUCUAAAGCUUCAGUAAAAAGCUUCCUAACUUACUAGAGUAACUUUUCAUGGAGAUAUAACAUCCUUCCCAGUUUAUUCACAUAUAGUGGGAAAAUUUGAAUUGCCAAUUUGAAGAUUGUUAUCCUAAAGUGACCAACCUGCAUUUUUUACAACCAAGGUAGUUUCUAUCAUUUCAAAAACACAUAUAGAUCAUUAUGACCCAGUUUCCCUUUAGUAUUCAGUUUGGUCAGCUGCAAAAUUAACGUGUUGAAUUAAACCGUCUUAAGGUUUUCCACCCAAUUUUGUGACUUCAUAUGCUUUGAAGUUCUCAAUAUUUUGACCAGUGUGUCGAUAUUAAAGCCAGCAGCUGCAGUAUGUCUAUAUUCUUGCUGCAAUCAUUUGUUGUCUUAGUAUAUGGAAUGUGAGUUUAAAUAGUGAAAUUUCAUCUCAUGUUAACAUUUCCAGUGCUCAUCUUGAAAAUGAAAACCAGUAAUUAAGGGAAUUGAUUUUGUUUUGGUUGUCUAUAAUACUUCAUUUUAGAUGUAAAUGGCCAUUUCGCAUUUUCAAGGCCAUGUGGUCAACAUCUGUGUGGUUUGUUAGAUGAGUCAAAAUGACCGUCAAAUGAAUGCAAAGAUUAUUCUGCAUCAAGAGGAAUCUGAUUCUAGUCAAGUUAUUAACUUGUGGGGUUUUCUUGUAGCCCUAUUUUUCUGUGACUUCAUUUGCUAUAAAUUUAAAAUGCAUUGGGCAGCCUACGAACCUAAAGACACGCUGCAGUUUGUUCAACAAUGUGUUCGGUCUUUUAUUCUUUAUAAGAGUGUUUAAAUGUUAAUUAAAAUAGUGGAUUCUUUUCAUAUUAAGUUUUUGAGUGUAUUAUUAAAGAAGUCAAAAUGCAACAA